Messenger RNA from Chaetura pelagica (chimney swift), 2152 nucleotides. It is a transcript of the gene SLC10A7, whose product is annotated as solute carrier family 10, member 7. The transcript is spliced from 12 exons. Lineage: Eukaryota; Metazoa; Chordata; Aves; Apodiformes; Apodidae. Bases 1 to 993 code for a protein of 330 amino acids. The record is from RefSeq and is a predicted model, not a curated record. Gene Ontology annotation, cellular component: plasma membrane.
AUGCCGUGUCUUCGGCAGACCUUAAAAGACGACUUUAAAUUGAUAGUAUCAGGUGGAGCCUUGAAACCAGAAAUUACCAUAACUUACAUUGCUGUUUCAGCUAUAUUCUUUAACAGUGGACUCUCCCUAAAAACCGAGGAGCUGACAAGUGCUUUGAUGCAUGUGAAACUACACCUUUUUGUCCAGAUUUUUACACUUGUGUUCUUCCCAACAGCAAUAUGGCUCUUUCUUCAGCUAUUAUCAAUCACACCUAUAAAUGAAUGGCUUUUAAAAGGCUUGCAGACAGUAGGCUGCAUGCCACCACCAGUGUCAUCUGCGGUGAUUUUAACCAAAGCUGUUGGUGGAAAUGAGGCAGCUGCUAUAUUUAAUUCUGCUUUUGGAAGUUUUUUGGGCAUCAUUAUAACUCCACUUCUGCUUCUGCUUUUUCUUGGAUCAUCCUCCUCUGUGCCUUUUACAUCUAUAUUCUCGCAGCUGUUCAUGACUGUUGUAGUCCCCCUUAUUAUUGGACAGAUUGUCCGAAGAUACAUCAAGGACUGGCUUGAAAGGAAGAAGCCUCCAUUUGGCACUAUCAGCAGCUGUGUGCUCCUGAUGAUCAUCUACACAACAUUCUGUGAUACUUUCGCCAAUCCAAAUAUUGACCUUGAUAAAUUUAGCUUGAUCAUAAUAGUGUUCAUAAUAUUUUCCAUUCAGAUGAGCUUCAUGUUUUUGACUUUCCUCUUCUCUACAAGGAACAACUCUAGUUUCACACCAGCAGACACAGUGGCUAUCGUUUUCUGUUCCACACACAAAUCCCUUACCCUGGGGAUUCCAAUGCUGAAGAUAGUAUUUGCGGGUUAUGAGCACCUGUCCUUAAUUUCCAUCCCCUUACUCAUCUAUCAUCCUGCUCAGAUUCUUCUUGGCAGUCUGUUGGUACCAACAAUAAAAUCUUGGAUGGUUUCUAGGCAAAAGGCACUGAAGUUAACCAGGCAGCCCAAAGCACCUGUGAAGGUAUAAUGAUGGAGAUGGCCUGCAUCGCAGUGAAUGUAUAUAUGUACUAUACUGUACACACAGACAAUUGAGACAACUGGGUAUUUGUGAAUGUUACUUCAGUACAUAUUUUAUUUUUAUAUAUACAUAUAUAUAUAUAUCUUUAAAAAGACACCCAUUAAGUGCCUUACAGAUGCAUUUUUGGCAAAAGCAUUGUUUCCAGAAGCCACUUGGUUGGUUGCUGCAAGAGGUUGUACAGUAUUUUGGAGUCCUUUAGUUUUUAUUUUUCUAACAGUGAAUGGUCAUGACAGUAGCUGUUUCUUCCAUUAGCCCUGCUUUGAAAAGAAAGGUGCAGCAGCUGUAAGUCUCUGUUUUGAACUAGCCAAAAUGACCAGAAGCCUACCCCGCUGCUGGCUUACCCUGGAGAAGAGCCUUCUAAAGGUGGUGUUUUUUUUGAGAUUGACUUGAAUUUCUGUGUGACUCCGUUACACUCCCUAGUCAUAUGACUGUGACAUGCCUUUUUCUUCUGAGUUUGUGUAUACUCAGCAUGGGGCCAUCUAUUGGAUAGGAGCUGAGAAGCAUGAAUUAUUUGCAUUUGUUGACACAGUUGUCUAGACAUUCCUUCAAAGUUAAUGGUUUCUCAAGAAAAUUCUUUCAAUUCCAUUGUAUGAUAUUGUGCCAUUGUAUAUCUUAAAUGCCUCAUAAGAUUCUUCAAAGAAAUGGUCUGGUGCUUGGGUUAUGAGUGAAGUAUUUGUGUUUGCAGCUAGAAGAUCUUUUAUCAUUUACCCCUGAAAAACACAAAUUUUUGUUUUUCUUUUUUCUUUUCCUUCCCCCGGAGCAAUGCAUGGAGAUCAGCAGUGACAGAAUUUAGGAUGAUAAUAUUGAAACAGAGCCUUUAUUGUAGUAAGCCAAGCUAUGUUUUCUAUAUUGCUGCACUGGUAAUGAAUAAUAGCUUGUGAGGACAAGAUAGUUGACAAUUAUUUUUUUUGCCAAUUAGAAGGAUCCUUAUAGUAACAGAAAUGCUAUAGUAGCUAAUUUGACAAUCAGUCACAACUCUUUUAUAAAAUGUUACUCUUUUUAACAAAUCUAUAUAAAAUAAUACAAAUUACUAUUUCUCAGCAGAGUGUUAAAGAGAAAGGAACACAGUCAUAUAUUUAAAUAUAUAGCCAGCACUACUACUUGUCUG